AUGCUCGACCCUGAUUGGCCAGCGCGCCACACCCACCCUCCAUCAAACCUCCCGCCAGAAAACCUGCCAGCAUCACGCAUCGCCAACUCUGCUCCGAAGCACCGCGCAACCUUUGACAGCGGCCGCCCUCCCCACGAAACCCCCAUCAAAUCCCGAGGCUCCUCCGUCCUCUUGAGCCCGCUGCACCCUCAACCCGCCACCGGCCGUCCGCAAUUCGAGCCCGCAGCAACCAUGGCCGCCGCCGAGCAAGACGCCCUGCUUCGCCUCCGCCAGGCCAUCGCGGCCCAGCAGGCCUUCAUCCCCAGUGCCACGGCCGACGCAGGCGCUGCCGAAGUGCCCUUAUCGCAAGCCAGCCACCUCCAGUUCCCCGACCAGGCCGUGUCGCUGGCCAUUGACCUCGCGACGCGCUUCAUUUCCAACGACAGCCCCGUGGACCUACGCUCCAUCUACUUUGCCUGGCUCAACAGAGAGCUUGCCAUUCCCGAGUACAAUGCGUCUGCUACGACGCUCAACGAGCAGCUUGCGGCCGCCGGGUCGGCUGGCAAGGUGCAUAACCUGGGCUUCAUUGAGCGUCUUGAUUUGAUUACUUGGCUCGAAGGCGCUAGCGAGGAGAGUGAAUACAUCAAGCCCGUGUCGGGCGAUGCUGCUGAUGCCGCGGCCGUUGUGCCUGAUGCUGCGGCUGGCGCGGCGACGUCUGUGACGCAGACGAGAGCGGGCAAGGGGAGCUUGGAUCCGCGCCUCGCGAGCAUCUAUGACGGCGAGCGCAAGAUGGGCGAUAGAAACUCUGUCCUGCGCGGCAUCAAACCUACAGACUUUUCACAUGUGCGCAAGCUCGCACUACCAUUCAUCCAGAAGAAGCCGUCGACGAGCAUCGGCUCCAACCCCUCGCUGUCCAUCAACCCCAAGGGCCCGACGCGCCGACCCGACCCCAUCAUCCUGCUAUCGCCCUCUGCCUCAUCGCUGCUGCGCAUGUCGAAUGCCCGCUCGUUCCUCGAGGACGGCAAGUUUGUGCCGCCCGACGCUGGCGCGUCGACCGCCAGUAUGCUGCAUGUGCAGCGCACGAUACGCGCGAUUGACCCGAACCGCCCGAUGCGCUUCAUUCUCGUAGAGGGCUCGGAACAGUUCAAGCCCGAGUACUGGAACCGCAUUGUGGCCGUCUUCACAACGGGCCAGGCGUGGCAGUUUAAGAACUACAAAUGGAGCAACCCGGACGACCUGUUCAAGCACACGCUCGGCAUCUACAUUGGCUGGCGCGGCGAGCAGGCGCCCGAUGUCGUCCGCAACUGGGGACACCGCGUGGUGUCUGCUGGCGUGGACCGCUGGCGCGGCGAGGGCCAGGAUGCCUCGCGAUUCCGUGAUAAGGAGGUUGUCGAGACGCUCUGGAAGGCUAUUGAGGCCAAUAUGCGUGCCAAGGGCUGGAAGAAGGAUGCAGCGCCGAUUUCCAUCUAACAGGCUGCAUCUAUCAGUUGGGGGAAGUGAAGAAGAGGCUCAUCUUGCGAGAGAGAGCGGGAGCCGGGUUGGUGUAUAAAGUUUGUAUUUUACGGGUGUUUGUAAUGUCUUGCUUUUCUUUUGCAUCUUCCUUUUUUUGUUUUCUUCUCGCAUCAGUUGGUCAUGAAAAGAGGCCACAAGCGACGGCGUUUUGUACACAGGAUAUCAUUCUAUUUUUCGUACGUUUUUUGUUCUGCAAAAGGGCGUAUCUACUAAAAGAGAGAAAAGCAACCACUGUGACUUGAUAACACUCUUCUCUUUCUUGUUGUGACUAGCUCUAUUGUUCGUCUUGAAUACUAACCACUCACUCGACUUGGCCAUGACGCUUCAUCCCAUUUCUUCCUCUCGCCUUACUUACAAUUGCCCCCUAUACUUCGUAGACAGAAGGCUGUGGCUCUGCUCCAUAGCGGAAUGCUCGCCGUCUUGGUCAUCGCCAACGUCGCCGUCUUCAGCCCGCCAGCCACGCAAGCCUCACGAUAUCUCGUUUGUCCACCUGUCCACCGCCAGUUACUGCUUCUGCUGCUUCUGCUGCUUCCACGCCUCCACCGCCGCCAGCCUCACCUGACUCCGCUAUGAUGGUGCUGCCUGAUUUCCUAUACUCUGUAGUUCCUCCAGCGGUGGCUAGCCGCAUGGCUACGCGAACCGUCUAGGUGCAUGCAGAAAAACUGCCCGGUACAGGGGGCCAGAGAGCUACGAACAAGGCAGCCAUGUGGCUUUCCGUCAAUAGUCUCGUCGCAAAAGAUUGGAUGGGGAAGGGAGUGGCGCUCUAUUUUUUCCCUUCGUCGACGUUGCUUCCAAGACUGUUCUAGAAGGACGGGCGUUUUCCGGUGGCCAGGGGGGCGUGUACAUUACAACUGGCUAAAAAAACGGUUCAUUGAUAUUCAUUCAAUGAAAUUACGACGCGACACGAGAGGGGAUAAAAAAACUGGACUAUUGAGGGGCGGUGAUGUUUCGUUGAAUACGCUGGAACAACGCACACGCAAAACGCACACCCUUCCCGGGAUGUCCGCCUGGUGCCUACCUAGUACAGUCAGUACUGUAGUAAUAUUGACAUUCUCACCAGCAGCGGGUAGAGCAAAGCAAAGCAGCUGUGCCGUAAGAUGAAACGGCGGGUUUGGGGUGAGGCAUGGAGCGAGCGCGGCUAUCUUCUGUCUCGGCAGCAUGACUUGCUUGUUUUGGCUUCCGUUACGGACCAAAGAUGAGAUGAGAUGCUUAUGCCUGCGGCUCUGCUUUCCGAACUAGUCAGAGCCGCGCGAUGCUCACCGACCAGGAAGCAUUGCUUACGCUGGACGGGACGCUGUUUCGGAGAGACCAAGCAAGCAAGCAAGAACGUAAUCAUUGGAAAUCUGAUGCUGCAACCCUGGAUCUUGAUGGGCCGUCAGCGCUCGUCGCGUGGAAGUGGAUAUCAAGGAGCAGGGUUUGCCAUGUAAGCACAGCUAGGCUGCUGCGCGGCGUCUCCGGGAUGACAGGCCCUUUAGGUUGUUUGUUGCCAUGGCGAGAUUUGAGAUGUCUGUGAGAUCUAGGGGGGCCGGUCGAGGGGGUGUACAGUAAAGUGUCAACUGUAAUACCGGUGUUUUGAAAAAUUAAAUAAAAUAAGAAAGGCCGAAGAGGAAAAAUAGUAUACGAGAAGGUGUCGGCCAUAGCCGUUGAAAGACAGAACACGGUGCGUGCACGCACGACAGAGACUG
[Torrubiella] hemipterigena is the source of this 3176-nucleotide messenger RNA. NCBI's taxonomy places the organism in Eukaryota, Fungi, Ascomycota, Sordariomycetes, Hypocreales, Clavicipitaceae. The record is from the annotation of a GenBank genome assembly.